GCGGCGCCUUAGUACCUGGUUUGAGAGUAAACAGUCCGCAGCGCAGGCGCAGGAUUAUAUAUGAUAUAUAUAUAUUUUAUAGCUGAGUUUUCUAAUCUACAGCAUGUCUCGAGCGCAGGCUGAAAGCGUUAUUAAAAAUAUAAUCCGUGAAAUAGCACAGCAAUGCUGCAGGCAGGGCCAGGCUGUGUCUGAAACCCUCACUGCCUUCAUGGUAAAAGCUGUCGUUUUAGACCCGAGGAACCUCUUUAACGUUGACCGGACACUGACCAAGCAGGAUGUGGAGAAACUGAUCGAGCUGUGCGUAAACAGAUUGUUGGAUCAGAAGAGUCCCGCUUUGGACACCAUUAAAAUGCAGGUUCACUUUGAUAUGAACUAUACGUCUCGACGUGAGUUUGUGGAGGAGCAUCGGAAGGUGGUGCAGAUGCGUCUCAUGCCCGUGUGCCGGGAAAUCACGGACAGCAGAGCCAAGAGCCGAGACGAGCUGGACACUCUUUACUGCAGGAUGGUCUCCUACGUGGUUUUACGCUCCGGCCUCGGCUCGGCCUCCGACGUCAACAACAUGCAAGAAGCCACAGCCGCCCUGCAGAGUGUUUUCCCCCCGUCGGAGCUGUCCGCCUUCAUGUCUCUGCUCAGACGUGAUAAAGAACAGCAGCUGAACGAGCUCACCGCAAUCGUCACCGGGAUUCGCCUCUUCAACAAGGACAGCGGGAACGGAGGAGAGAGCGUCGAGGACUUGCCGUCCAUCCUGAACCAGGCUCUACCAGCUGCCAGCGCAGAUAUAGAACGUGAGCUGGAAGAGACGCGGCGAUUCGCCUGGCGCUACACCGCUCUGCUGGAGAACCCGAGCUACGCCGAUGCCGAGCGAAACACGGAGCUGCUCACGCAGGCUCUGUACAACGUACGCCAACACGAAGCCUUCCUCAAAAUCAUACUGGUGGAUGUGAUCACAUGCGCAAAGCAAGUGGAGUCUCUUCAGACUGACCUCAUAUCGAGGAUGAAGGUGCUGAAGGCAACAGUUCACGCCAAAACGGCCGUACCGACCUCCCAAGUGUUCCCUCAUUUCACGGCGUUGGCCAGGCUGUGGGAGGGGCUUCAGGAUGAGAUGCUCCUGUUGAACACGUUCAGGAAUGUGAUGUUGAGCCUGAGGCCGUUCCUGUCAGCUCAGUCCCAGCUGCUGCAGAACUUCCAGCUGGAUCAGAUGCUCCAGGAUGAGACGGUCAGAUCUGACGCAGAGAGAGCCGCUGAGAGCUCAGAGGAACGGGUCGAUCCAGCGGAGAUGAAGUCGUACGAGUGGAUUCUGCCCGAGACCACGGCUAACUUUGAGCAGCUCCUCCUGCAGUACAGGGGUGUGUGUGGAUGCACUCUUGUUGAGAAGAAUGGCCUCCUGCUGCCAGGCAAUCCGAACAUCGGCGUCCUGAAGCACAGGGAGAAAUACUACAGCUUCAGCUCCAAGCAGGCCGCGUAUCGGUUUGCCGAGAAGGCAGACGAGUAUAUCGAGCUGAUAGCGGAAAGAGCGAAGAGAUCUCCGGAGCUGAUCCAGCUUCUCGAGCUUCAUCAGCAGUUUUCCAGUGUCACUCCGUACUCCCAGGUGACGAGCGUGUCUUCCCAGAUGCAGUCAGGUGAGACACUGUUGGUGAAACCCAUCAGCAAGAGUGAGAGCAGCACACAGACGGACACACACCUGCUAGAGAGCAACAUCGUAAAAUCUUACGAGUGGAACGAGUGGGAGCUGAGACGAAAAGCCAUCAAACUGGCAAACCUGCGCAGUAAAGCAACCCGCUCGAUGCAGACCGACCUGAGCCACAUGAGGAGACAUAACAACACCCAGACGUUCCCACCAAGAAAUGCCGCCUGUCAGACAAAGAGAGACGGCCAGAGUAACGUCCCGAAACCUCAAGUCUACCUGGCUGGGCUGAGAGGAAGAGCAAGUCCAACCACUCACAUGACCAAAAUCGAUUUAACUCCAGACGUGCAUGAAUAGUCUGCGCCUUACUUACUUGUGCCUUACAGUUAAACCUAGUAUCGUAUGUAUCUAUUGUAUGUUGAAAUCUGAAUUCUGAUUGGUCAGAGAGUGUUGAUUCAUUUUCUAUAACAGUAUCUCUGACAGCAGCGCAGAUUUAUAUGAAUGCGCUCGUUCUGAUACAUUUCUAUAGUAACAGCUCGUUCACAGGGUCUCGUACGAUGGACUUUAAGAGGGGGAACAAAGGAGCUUGGUGAAGGAACGACUGUUAAUGUAUCUAAAUGUAACUAUAAACGGAUAAAAAGUAUGACGUGUUGUCCAUAAAUAAACUGAAAAUAAGAGGAAUAAAACA
Messenger RNA from Ictalurus furcatus (blue catfish), 2312 nucleotides. It is a transcript of the gene cfap206, whose product is annotated as cilia and flagella associated protein 206. Gene Ontology annotation, biological process: regulation of flagellated sperm motility; regulation of cilium beat frequency; sperm axoneme assembly. Gene Ontology annotation, cellular component: axoneme; ciliary basal body. The transcript has 12 exons. Bases 104 to 1981 code for a protein of 625 amino acids. The record is from RefSeq and is a predicted model, not a curated record. Lineage: Eukaryota; Metazoa; Chordata; Actinopteri; Siluriformes; Ictaluridae.